Molecule: messenger RNA, 1101 nt
Organism: Xiphophorus hellerii (green swordtail)
Lineage: Eukaryota; Metazoa; Chordata; Actinopteri; Cyprinodontiformes; Poeciliidae
Exons: 4
Coding region: 121-993 (290 amino acids)
Source: RefSeq, a predicted model, not a curated record
UUGGUCCCAGCACAGCAGGGGGCGGUCUAGGAGGACAACUAGGAGGCGGACUUGGCCAGGGUACAGGGUUGGGGCCUGGAUCAGGGCUUGGUAUUGGCACAGGAGGUGCUGGGACUGGAUAUGUCCCUGGGGGAAUCGGACCAGGUGGAGUCAGACCAGGUGGUGCUGGGACUGGUUAUGGACCAGGAGGAGUUGGACCUGGUGGUGCUGGGACUGGUUAUGGACCAGGAGGAGUUGGACCUGGUGGUGCUGGGACUGGUUAUGGACCAGGAGGAGUUGGACCUGGUGGUGCUGGGACUGGUUAUGGACCAGGAGGAGUUGGACCUGGUGGUGCUGGGACUGGAUAUGGACCAGGAGGAGUUGGACCUGGUGGUGCUGGGACUGGUUAUGGACCAGGAGGAGUUGGACCUGGUGGUGCUGGGACUGGAUAUGGACCAGGAGGAGUUGGACCUGGUGGUGCUGGGACUGGUUAUGGACCAGGAGGAGUUGGACCUGGUGGUGCUGGGACUGGAUAUGGACCUGGGGGAGUUGGGACUGGUGGAAUUAGACCUGGUGGAGUCGGGCCGGGUGGAGUUGGACCUGGAGGAGUUGGACCUGGUGGUGUUGGUGCAGGUGGUGCUGGUACAGGAUAUGGGCCAGGAGGAGUUGGGCCUGGUGGAAUUGUACCUGGUGGUGCUGGGACUGGAUAUGGACCUGGUGGAGUUGGACCUGGUGGUGCUGGGACUGGAUAUGGACCUGGUGGAGUUGGACCUGGUGGUGCUGGGACUGGAUAUGGACCUGGGGGAGUUGUACCUAGUGGUGCUGGGACUGGAUAUGGACCUGGGGGAGUGGGACCUGGUGGUGUUGGACCAGGUGGCACUGGUACAGGAUACGGGCCAGGAGGAGUUGGACCUGGUGGUGCUGGUACUGGAUAUGGACCUGGCAGAAUUGGCACUGGAACAGGAUCUGGGGGAUAUGAUGCCAGUGCCAAAGCUCGUAAAUAUGGCAUGCUAAGUGGAGCACUUGGAGGGCCAGGAUUAGGACCAGCUGGAGUUGGGCCGGGUGGAGUUGGUCCAGGUGGCGCUGGUACAGGAUACGGACCAGGAGGAGUUGGGACUGGUG